GUGAUGGUGGAGAGGUGAGAAGGGCAGACUUUGGACCCACUUUACCCACUUUGCUCUUCUUCUUCACCACCGGCUGCAGCGCCUCGGUCUGUCUCUUUUCCCCUCGUGGAAAACAUGAUUGAUUUUGCCCCUUUGGAACUGCCCCUGCACAGGAGACUGCAGACGGCUGCGGUGCUGCAGUGGGUCUACUCCUUCCUUGGCCUGGCACCCACCUGCAUCUUCCUCUUCCUUUACCUGCUGUUCACUCGCUUCUGGCUGAUCAGUGUGCUGUACGCCGUGUGGUGGUACAUUGACUAUGACACGCCUGCACGGGGAGGCCGCAGGGUGCCCUACUUGUGUGGCCUCAAACUUUGGGACCACAUGCGGGAUUAUUUCCCCAUCAAGUUGGUGAAGACGGCUGAUCUGGAUUCCAGGCACAACUACGUCCUGGGCUUCCAUCCCCAUGGCGUGUUGGUGGCAGGAGCCUUUACCAACUUCUGCACCUAUGCUACAGGCUUCAAACAGCUGUUUCCUGGCCUCACCAGCUACCUGCUCAUGUUGCCACUAUGGUUCAGAGCCCCAUUCUUCAGAGACUACAUCAUGUGUGCAGGUCUGAUUCCUUCAGACAAAGACAGCGCCAGCUAUGUGCUCCGCAAAAAAGGUGGUGGUCAUGCUGUUGUAAUAGCAGUCGGUGGGGCCCCAGAGGCCCUUGAUGCCCACCCUGGGACCUACAAUGUACUACUGGCUAAUAAGAAAGGCUUCAUCAAAAUUGCGAUGGAGCAUGGUGCUCAUCUGGUGCCAGUCUUCUCCUUUGGAGAGAAUGAAGUGUUUGAUCAAGUAGAAAACCAAAGAGGAACCUGGCUUCGAUGGACGCAGGAGAGGCUGCAAAGCUUCAUGGGUAUCUCCCUGCCUCUCUUCCAUGCACGUGGCGUUUUCCAGUACUCCUUUGGUCUCAUGCCGUACAGAAAACCCAUCACUACAGUAGUUGGACGACCGAUUAGGGUGGAGAGGAAUGAGAAGCCAACGGCCGAGGAACUGGAUGCCCUCCACCAGCUCUACAUGGACGAACUCAGCAAUCUGUUUGAGGAGCACAAAGGCAGCUUUGGAGUGGAUAAGGACACACAUCUGAACUUUGUCUAAACUGGGCUGAUAAUGAAAUUGAUUUGAAUGCAUAUUUAUUUUGAAAGCUCAGAUAAUUUUACUUUUUGAUUGCCUCUGUAAACAUGACUGAGACCUGGCUGUUCAUUUAGACUGCUGUGUGGGGAAUUGCUGCAGAACACUGAUGACAGAAAUUUUCCUCACCAUCUCCCAGCAGUGGCAUCUGUCUGGGGUUUUGGACUUUGUGCAAGACCUGACACUUUCUCAAACAGAGUCAUAGGUUGAAUUUAGGUUGCAACAUCAUUUGGAGACACUGUCAUACAUCGUCAAUAAUUUCAGGAUCGGGUGUCUUUCUGAAGGAAAAUAAAAAUAAUUUAUACACAACUCAA
Epinephelus lanceolatus (giant grouper) is the source of this 1466-nucleotide messenger RNA. RefSeq names its product monoacylglycerol O-acyltransferase 2 (gene mogat2). Gene Ontology annotation, biological process: triglyceride biosynthetic process; diacylglycerol biosynthetic process. The record is from RefSeq and is a predicted model, not a curated record. Lineage: Eukaryota; Metazoa; Chordata; Actinopteri; Perciformes; Serranidae. Gene Ontology annotation, cellular component: endoplasmic reticulum membrane. Gene Ontology annotation, molecular function: diacylglycerol O-acyltransferase activity; 2-acylglycerol O-acyltransferase activity.